GCGGCGCUUUACACCCGCCUGCGCUGAUGGGGUCCCCCCGGCGGCUGCUGCUGGUGUCCAACUCCACCCUGCGCGGCGGAGGGUACCUGGGCCACUGCGAGCAGCAAGUCAGGAGCUUCUUCGGGCAGAAGGUGAAGAGAGUUUUGUUUAUUCCCUAUGCUCUUCAUGAUCGAGAUGCCUAUGCCAAGACCGCAAGAGAGAAGUUUGAAAGUUUAGGAUAUGGGUUAGACAGUAUUCAUGAAUCUUCAGAUCCUGUAGCAGCUGUAAGGAAAUCUGAAGCAAUAUUUAUUGGUGGUGGAAACACAUUUCGGCUCUUGAAAGCUCUUUAUGACAACAGUCUGCUCCAGGAGAUCAGGAAAAGAGUUCUUGAGUGCUGCUUUAUCUUCCAGGAUGGAAUUCCAUACAUGGGGUCCAGUGCAGGAACUAACGUAGCUACUAUCAGCAUCAACACAACCAAUGACAUGCCAAUCGUGUACCCACCUUCUCUGCAGGCCCUUGGAUUGGUUCCUUUUAACAUCAACCCCCACUACUUGGAUCCAGAUGUUAACAGCACUCACAUGGGUGAGACUCGUGCGGAGAGGAUACUUCAGUAUCAUGAGGAACCAAACACCCCUCCAGUUCUGGGUUUGCGCGAAGGAGCAAUGUUACUAGUGGAAGGAGACAAAGCCACCCUGCAAGGAGUAACUGGAGCAAGGCUGUUUUUGAGAGGUGAGAAACCAACUGAACACGAGCCUGGAACAGAUUUCAGUUUCCUCCUGACCGAUAGUAACUCCCAGAAGCCCUGACCUUUCCUGCAGUGAAACACCAGAUCCUAAAGGAAGAUAGUGAAAAGAGGAGCUCCCAGGUCUGGAAAAAAUAAAUUUUGUAAAUAAAGCAGGAUUUAAAGAA
Chrysemys picta bellii (western painted turtle) is the source of this 888-nucleotide messenger RNA. RefSeq names its product alpha-aspartyl dipeptidase-like. Lineage: Eukaryota; Metazoa; Chordata; Testudines; Emydidae. Gene Ontology annotation, biological process: proteolysis. The record is from RefSeq and is a predicted model, not a curated record. Gene Ontology annotation, molecular function: serine-type peptidase activity.